Molecule: messenger RNA, 16958 nt
Organism: Eleginops maclovinus (Patagonian blennie)
Lineage: Eukaryota; Metazoa; Chordata; Actinopteri; Perciformes; Eleginopidae
Gene: prx
Product: periaxin
Biological process (GO): regulation of RNA splicing; peripheral nervous system myelin maintenance
Cellular component (GO): cytoplasm; nucleus
Molecular function (GO): protein binding
Source: RefSeq, a predicted model, not a curated record
UCCUUCUUUACAUGUGUGACUCAGAGUGACAGUGUAGCUCGGUCUCCCGCGGGCCAAACCAGUCAAACGGAUCCCGGAUCGCCUCAGACGCCCCCCCUGCCUCCCCCAGCUCUGCUGCCCGGCUCUCCCUACCCCACAGCCUGUGUGUGGGCUGCCUCACCCGUGUGUUUCCUCCAUCGGCUUUCUGCUGUGGACCAUGUGUGAGUGUCUGCGUGGAAUAUUCAGAGUCACCUGGACGCCUUCCUCUAACUCAGACUCUGACAGAGACCUAGAGGACAGCCAUGUUUGCAGCCAAACCAGAGAUCCAGCCGUAAGAGACAAGAGGCGGUCGCCCCCCUCUAACAGAUCCCCCUCCACCCAACAACGCAACCCUCACCACAGCAGCUCCACAGAGGAACAGGAGAGCCCCGAGAGAGUGGUGCAGAAGGAGAAGCUACAUGCAGAGCUGAAGCAGGUGUUGAGUCAAAAGAGAAGUCACCUGAGAGAGUCCACCUGCCAACUGGCCCAACCAGAGAUGGACUCAGAGCCCACAGACCAACAGACAUGUGGGGAAGAAGCCGCUCCGUCCAUGGAAAUUGUAGUGGAGACGGAGGCGGAGGCUGGAGCCAGCGGCUACAGUGUGACUGGUGGAGGACAGCGAGGGAUCUUUGUGAAAGAUGUCCUCAGAGACUCACCAGCCGCUAAACAUCUCAGUCUACAGGAAGGUGACCAGCUGCUGAGUGCUAAGGUCUACUUUGACAACGUGAAGUAUGAAGACGCUCUGAAGAUCCUACAGUGCGCCGAGCCAUAUAAGGUCAGCUUCCAGCUGAAGAGGACCAUCCCUGGAGUAGAGACCUGCGUACGGCCUUGUGUUCCCAGUUUGGAGCUCAAAGGUCCCAAAGCCAAGCUGACCAAAAUGAGUGUGAAGGGCAGCAAGCAGUUCAAGGCCAAGAAGAAGAGGGGUGGACGUUUUGGUUUAAAGAGGCUGAAGGAAAAGCGCAGAGAGGAGCUGGUGAUCGAGGGACAGCCUACCAAGCUGGAGAUGAGUGACGUAGACGUGGAGUUUUCUCUCCCCAAGUUCAAACAGAGGAGGAGCGCUACGCCUGAAGCAGAAGGAGCUGAGGGAACAGCAGCUGUGGGGAAGGCAAAGAGGAGGAUCAGGUUUCCCCACAUGAAAAGAAAGGGUCUCACUGGGGACGUCACAGGAGGUAAAAUAGAAACAGAACAGCUUGAGGGAGAGGUGAACAUCUCCCAAUCUGAGAUACCUGGAGCUAAAGUGAAAACCAAAGUAAAAGGACACAAGUUUGGACUCAACUUCCCUAAGAGCAAACACACAAAGUCAGGUUCAGCAUUGGAGACUGGAUCUGUGGAGCUGAAGCCCCCUGGGGUGAACAUCCAGCCACUAUCAGUGGAGUUUAGUUUGUCUGGAGAUAAAAACAUAGACCUUGAGAAGGGAGGAGUAAAGCUUAAUGCGCCUGAUGCAGAGUUUGCACUCCCUUCCGGAAAAGCUGAGGCGUCUUUGCCCACUGUGAAGGCAGAAAUCAAAGCUCCUAAUAUCAACAUCAAAGGAGGCUGUGAUGCAGAGGCUACAAGUGGAAAAAUGAAUGUAGACUCAGGCAAAGGAGAUGCAAAGCUUAGAAUGCCAAAGUUGAAACUGCCAAAAGUUAGACUCUCUCGUCUUUCGGAUGAGAUAGAUGGUGAGAUUAAGGUGAAAGCCAAAGGUAUGAACAUACCUCAAACUGACAUUACACCACCAAAAGUAGAAAUUAAAGGAGGUGGUAAGAUCAAUCUCCCUAAGGGAAAUAUUUCUAAAUCAAAGAUGGAAAUUGAUCUCUCAGGAAACAUUGCAUCUGUUGAAAUGCCUUCUCUUGAUAUUUCUUUACCAAACAUGAAGGGAAAACCUGACAUGGAUAUUUCGCUCCCAAAGUACGAAGGAGCUGGGAAGACAGCAAUCCAAAUGCCUGCAAUGGACAUCUCUGUGCCUGAUGUACAUUUGGAAUUAGACACCAGGUGCAGAAUUCCUGAUGAGGUAGAGGGUGCUUUCACAGGGCCCAAAAUCUCCAUGCCAAAGGUUGACAUCUCAUUACCUAAGAUGGGUCCAUCCAAUGUUAAGAUUGAAAGUCCAGAAGGUGGUGGGAAAUUCAGUCUACCUCCUGUUGACAUCGCUCUCCCAAAGGUGAAAGCAGAGGGGGAAGAUGUGGAUAUGCAAUACUUUGUUGGUGGAGAUGGGAAGUUCAAAAUGCCCGAGUUUGACCUAUGUCUUCCAAAAAUUAAAUCACCAGAAGGAGAAGUAAAUGUAAAAGGAGAAGGCUUUAAGUUACCCAAGGUAGACCUGAUACUUCCUGAAGGCAAAGCUGGAACAACUGAUGUUGGAGGAGUAGGAACAUUUCAGCUACCAACGUUUGACAUCUCCAUCCCUAAUACGAAGACAGGUGAGGUGGACAUCGAAUGUCCUGAAAUAAAACGUGGGAAGAUCAAUAUGCCCACUGUUGAUAUCUCUGUUCCCAAGGGAAAUGUAGAGGGGGAUUUGAACAUUAGGAGAUGCGAAUUCAAAGGAGGUGAAUUCAAAAUGCCCUCUGUAGACAUUUCUCUCCCUAAAGCGGAGGUACCUGAAGGAGACUUGAACUUAGGAUGCCCCAAACUACCAAAUGUUGACUAUUCCUUCCCCACGGCAAACUUGGGUGGCGACAUGGAGUUAGAGAGCAAGCUUGGUAGUGGAGCCAAGUUCAAGAUGCCAACUUUUGACAUAGCACUCCCAAAGAUGAGAACCAAGGAGGAAGAGCUUAAUAUUCAAGGACCUGAUAUUAGAGGAGAAGCAAAGUUCAACACGCCUUCUUUAGAUGUGUCACUACCGAAGAUGAAGAUGACUGAGGGAAAUGUUGGCUUUGAGGGAGACUCUGUUGAUAUCUCUUUUCCAAAGGGGAAAGUUGAUGUUUCUCUCCCUACAAUUAAAUCAAAGAAAGGUGACAUAAAAAUCAAGGGAUCAGACAUCAAAGCUGGGGAAAUUAAGAUGCCAACUAUUGAGAUUUCAACCCCACCAGGAACAAUAAAAAACAAAUUCACUGCAGAGGGUGAAGGAAGAGGUGCUGAAUUCAGACUGCCAUCUGCAGACUUCGCUCUCCCUACAGUAAAAAUCCCUAAAGGAGAUGUGAAUUUACAAGGGCCAAAAGUCAAGGGUAGUAAAUUUCAAAUGCCAAAAAUCGACUUCUCGUUUCCUAAAGGAAAAGCAAAGGGAAGUAUUGAUCUUGAAAUUCACUCUGGAAAAGAUGGGAAUUUUGAAAUACCAUCCUCAGAUAUUAGACAUUCUAAAGGAAAAGUCAAAGGGCCUAAGCUUAAGGGAGGAAAAGUCAACAUGCCAGACAUUGACUUGUCCAUCCCGAAAGGAAAGGCUGACCUCAGUAUUAAGGGUCCUGAGGUAAAAGGAGGAAAACUCAAAACUCCUACAUUUGAUGUUUCACUUCCGAAGAUGAAGCUGCCUGAAGCCAAUGUGGAAUUUCCUACUGUUGAUAUUUUACAUCCAAAGGGGAAAAUUGUGGGGGAUUUAGAUUUGCAAGGAUCUGAAAUCAAAGGAGAUAUUUCGUUCCCUAAAAUCAAGUCUCCAGCGGUAGAUGGCAGUCUUGAAGGUCCUGAUGUUAAAGGAGGAAAUGUUAACUUGCCAACUGUUGACAUUUCACUCCCAAAAGGAAACCUUGAGGGUGACUUUAAAGUUGAGGGUCCUGAGGUAAAAGGGGGUAGAUUUAAAAUGCCAACAUUUGAUAUGUCUUUCCCAAAAAUGAAUUUCCCAGAGGGUGAUGUUAAACUUAAAGGCCCAGAUAUCAAAGGAGAGAAGAUUGAGAUGCCGGACAUUGAUAUUUCACUGCCCAAAGCAAAAGCAGGAGGAGAAAUUGAAGGACACGCUGGAAAGGGAGGCAAGUUCCAUAUGCCCUCUUUUGAUAUCUCUCUUCCCAAAAUGAAAGCCAAGGGGCCAGAGGUCGACAUAGAAGGUCCUGAACUUAAAGGAAGAAAGAUCGACAUGCCAGACAUCGACCUGUCACUCCCAAAAGGCAAGGCUGACGUUGACCUCAAUUUUGAGGGUCCUGAGGGAAAAGGAGGAAAAUUCAAAAUGCCCAAAUUUGACGUCUCACUUCCAAAGAUGAACCUGCCAGAGGGCAGUCUGGAAAUGCCAAAGGUUGAUUUCUCACUCCCAAAAGGAAAGGUACAGGGAGAUGUUGACAUAGAGGGACAUGGUGGUAAAGGAGGCAAGUUCCAUAUGCCCUCGUUUGACAUGUCUCUGCCUAAAAUGAAAGCAAAGGGAGUUGAUGUUGAUAUUGAAGGACCUGAAUUUAAAGCUGAUGUUUCACUCCCCAAAGGAAGAGUUGAGGGGAACAUCGAUAUCAAGGGUCCUGAGGUGAAGGGUGGUACAUUUAAAAUGCCAACAUUUGAUGUGUCAUUGCCAACACUUAGUCUCCCAAAGGGCGAUGUCAAGCUUAAAGGCCCAGACAUGAAGGGAGGGAAGAUCGAGAUGCCAGACAUUGAUAUUUCACUGCCUAAAGGAGAGGCAGGACGACACAUUGAAAUCGAAGGAGAUGGUGGUAAAGAAGGCAGAUUCCGUAUGCCCUCUUUUGAUAUCUCUCUUCCCAAAAUGAAAACCAAGGGGCCAAAGGUCAACAUAGAAGGUCCUGAACUUGAAGGAGGAAAGAUUGAAAUGCCAGACAUCAACCUGUCACUCCCAAAAGGCAAGGCUGACGUCGACCUCAAUAUUGAGGGUCCUGAGGGAAAAGGAGGAAAAUUCAAAAUGCCCAAAUUUGACGUCUCACUUCCAAAGAUGAACCUGCCAGAGGGCAGUCUGGAAAUGCCAAAGGUUGAUUUCUCACUCCCAAAAGGAAAGGUACAGGGAGAUGUUGACAUAGAGGGACAUGGUGGUAAAGGAGGCAAGUUCCAUAUGCCCUCGUUUGACAUGUCUCUGCCUAAAAUGAAAGCAAAGGGAGUUGAUGUUGAUAUUGAAGGACCUGAAGUUAAAGUUGGACAGUUAAACAUGCCUUCACUUGAUGUUUCUUUACCCAAAAUAACAUCUCCCAAUGUAGAUAUCAGCCUUGAGGGUCCUGAUGUUAAAGGAGGCAAAGUCAACAUCCCAACUGUAGACAUUUCAUCUCCCAGAGGAAAGGUUGAGGGGGAGAUAAAUGUUGAAGGCCCUGAGUUGAAAGGAGGGAAAUUCAAAAUGCCAACAUUUGAUGUUUCUCUUCCAAAUGUGAGUCUCCCAAAGGUUGAUGCCAAUGUGGAAGGAACCGAUUUGAAAGGAAAAACUGAGAUGCCAAAAGUGGACUUUUUAUGUCCAAAAGGAAAAGUAGAUGUGGAUAUUGACAUUGAUGGGCAUGGUGGUAAAGGAGGCAAGUUUCACAUGCCCUCACUCGAUAUCUCGCUUCCUAAAAUCAGAGCAAAGGGACUUGAUCUUAAUAUCCAAGGACCUGAAAUCAAAGGUGACAUGUCCCUCCCUAAAAUCAAGUCUCCAGAGGUAGAUAUCAGUCUUGAAGGUCCUGAUGUUAAAGGAGGAAAUGUUAACUUGCCAACUGUUGACAUUUCACUCCCAAAAGGAAACCUUGAGGGUGACCUUAACGUGCAGGGUCCUGCGGUAAAAGGGGGUAGAUUUAAAAUGCCAACAAUUGAUAUGUCUUUCCCAAAAAUGAAUUUCCCAGAGGGUGACGUUAAACUUAAAGGCCCAGAUAUCAAAGGAGAGAAGAUUGAGAUGCCGGACAUUGACAUUUCACUGCCCAAAGCAAAAGCAGGAGGAGAAAUUGAAGGACACGGUGGAAAGGGAGGCAAGUUCCAUAUGCCCUCUUUUGAUAUCUCUCUUCCCAAAAUGAAAGCCAAGGGGCCAAAGGUCAACAUAGAAGGUCCUGAACUUAAAGGAGGCAAGAUCGACAUGCCAGACAUCGACCUGUCACUCCCAAAAGGCAAGGCUGACGUUGACAUCAAUAUUGAGGGUCCUGAGGGAAAAGGAGGAAAAUUCAAAAUGCCCAAAUUUGACGUCUCACUUCCAAAGAUGAACCUGCCAGAGGGCAGUCUGGAAAUGCCAAAGGUUGAUUUCUCACUCCCAAAAGGAAAGGUACAGGGAGAUGUUGACAUAGAGGGACAUGGUGGUAAAGGAGGCAAGUUCCAUAUGCCCUCGUUUGACAUGUCUCUGCCUAAAAUGAAAGCAAAGGGAGUUGAUGUUGAUAUUGAAGGACCUGAAUUUGAAGCUGAUGUUUCACUCCCCAAAGGAAGAGUUGAGGGGAACAUCGAUAUUGAGGGUCCUGAGGUGAAGGGUGGUACAUUUAAAAUGCCAACAUUUGAUGUGUCAUUGCCAACACUUAGUCUCCCAAAGGGCGAUGUCAAGCUUAAAGGCCCAGACAUGAAGGGAGGGAAGAUCGAGAUGCCAGACAUUGAUAUUUCACUGCCUAAAGGAGAGGCAGGACGACACAUUGAAAUCGAAGGACAUGGUGGAAAAGGAGGCCGAUUCCAUAUGCCCUCUUUUGAUAUCUCUCUUCCCAAAAUGAAAGCCAAGGGGCCAGGGGUCAACAUAGAAGGUCCUGAAGUUAAAGGAGGCAAGAUCGACAUGCCAGACAUCGACCUGUCACUCCCAAAAGGCAAGGCUGACGUUGACCUCAAUAUUGAGGGUCCUGAGGGAAAAGGAGGAAAAUUCAAAAUGCCCAAAUUUGACGUCUCACUUCCAAAGAUGAACCUGCCAGAGGGCAGUCUGGAAAUGCCAAAGGUUGAUUUCUCACUCCCAAAAGGAAAGGUACAGGGAGAUGUUGACAUAGAGGGACAUGGUGGUAAAGGAGGCAAGUUCCAUAUGCCCUCACUCGAUAUCUCGCUUCCUAAAAUCAGAGCAAAGGGACUUGAUCUUAACAUCCAAGGACCUGAAAUCAAAGGUGACAUGUCCCUCCCUAAAAUCAAGUCUCCAGAGGUAGAUAUCAGUCUUGAAGGUCCUGAUGUUAAAGGAGGAAAUGUUAACUUGCCAACUGUUGACAUUUCACUCCCAAAAGGAAACCUUGAGGGUGACCUUAACGUGCAGGGUCCUGCUGUAAAAGGGGGUAGAUUUAAAAUGCCAACAUUUGAUAUGUCUUUCCCAAAAAUGAAUUUCCCAGAGGGUGAUGUUAAACUUAAAGGCCCAGAUAUCAAAGGAGAGAAGAUUGAGAUGCCGGACAUUGACAUUUCACUGCCCAAAGCAAAAGCAGGAGGAGAAAUUGAAGGACAUGGUGGAAAGGGAGGCAAGUUCCAUAUGCCCUCUUUUGAUAUCUCUCUUCCCAAAAUGAAAGCCAAGGGGCCAAAGGUCAACAUAGAAGGUCCUGAACUUAAAGGAGGCAAAAUCGACAUGCCAGACAUCGACCUGUCACUCCCAAAAGGCAAGGCUGACGUUGACAUCAAUAUUGAGGGUCCUGAGGGAAAAGGAGGAAAAUUCAAAAUGCCCAAAUUUGACAUCUCACUUCCAAAGAUGAACCUGCCAGAGGGCAGUCUGGAAAUGCCAAAUGUUGAUUUCUCACUCCCAAAAGGAAAGGUACAGGGAGAUGUUGACAUAGAGGGACAUGGUGGUAAAGGAGGCAAGUUCCAUAUGCCCUCGUUUGACAUGUCUCUGCCUAAAAUGACAGCAAAGGGAGUUGAUGUUGAUAUUGAAGGACCUGAAUUUGAAGCUGACAUUUCACUCCCCAAAGGAAGAGUUGAGGGGAACAUCGAUAUUGAGGGUCCUGAGGUGAAGGGUGGUACAUUUAAAAUGCCAACAUUUGAUGUGUCAUUGCCAACACUUAGUCUCCCAAAGGGCGAUGUCAAGCUUAAAGGCCCAGACAUGAAGGGAGGGAAGAUCGAGAUGCCAGACAUUGAUAUUUCACUGCCUAAAGGAGAGGCAGGACGACACAUUGAAAUCGAAGGACAUGGUGGAAAAGGAGGCAGAUUCCAUAUGCCCUCUUUUGAUAUCUCUCUUCCCAAAAUGAAAGCCAAGGGUCCAGAGGUCAACAUAGAAGGUCCUGAACUUAAAGGAGGCAAGAUCGACAUGCCAGACAUCGACCUGUCACUCCCAAAAGGCAAGGCUGACGUCGACCUCAAUAUUGAGGGUCCUGAGGGAAAAGGAGGAAAAUUCAAAAUGCCCAAAUUUGACGUCUCACUUCCAAAGAUGAACCUGCCAGAGGGCAGUCUGGAAAUGCCAAAGGUUGAUUUCUCACUCCCAAAAGGAAAGGUACAGGGAGAUGUUGACAUAGAGGGACAUGGUGGUAAAGGAGGCAAGUUUCACAUGCCCUCACUCGAUAUCUCGCUUCCUAAAAUCAGAGCAAAGGGACUUGAUCUUAAUAUCCAAGGACCUGAAAUCAAAGGUGACAUGUCUCUCCCUAAAAUCAAGUCUCCAGAGGUAGAUAUCAGUCUUGAAGGUCCUGAUGUUAAAGGAGGAAAUGUUAACUUGCCAACUGUUGACAUUUCACUCCCAAAAGGAAACCUUGAGGGUGACCUUAACGUGCAGGGUCCUGAGGUAAAAGGGGGUAGAUUUAAAAUGCCAACAUUUGAUAUGUCUUUCCCAAAGAUGAAUUUCUCAGAGGGUGAUGUUAAACUUAAAGGCCCAGAUAUCAAAGGAGAGAAGAUUGAGAUGCCGGACAUUGACAUUUCACUGCCCAAAGCAAAAGCAGGAGGAGAAAUUGAAGGACACGCUGGAAAGGGAGGCAAGUUCCAUAUGCCCUCUUUUGAUAUCUCUCUUCCCAAAAUGAAAGCCAAGGGGCCAAAGGUCAACAUAGAAGGUCCUGAACUUGAAGGAGGAAAGAUCGACAUGCCAGACAUCGACCUGUCACUCCCAAAAGGCAAGGCUGACGUUGACCUCAAUAUUGAGGGUCCUGAGGGAAAAGGAGGAAAAUUCAAAAUGCCCAAAUUUGACGUCUCACUUCCAAAGAUGAACCUGCCAGAGGGCAGUCUGGAAAUGCCAAAUGUUGAUUUCUCACUCCCAAAAGGAAAGGUACAGGGAGAUGUUGACAUAGAGGGACAUGGUGGUAAAGGAGGCAAGUUCCAUAUGCCCUCGUUUGACAUGUCUCUGCCUAAAAUGAAAGCAAAGGGAGUUGAUGUUGAUAUUGAAGGACCUGAAUUUGAAGCUGAUGUUUCACUCCCCAAAGGAAGAGUUGAGGGGAACAUCGAUAUUGAGGGUCCUGAGGUGAAGGGUGGUAAAUUUAAAAUGCCAACAUUUGAUGUGUCAUUGCCAACACUUAGUCUCCCAAAGGGCGAUGUCAAGCUUAAAGGCCCAGACAUGAAGGGAGGGAAGAUCGAGAUGCCAGACAUUGACAUUUCACUGCCUAAAGGAGAGGCAGGACGACACAUUGAAAUCGGACAUGGUGGUAAAGAAGGCAGAUUCCAUAUGCCCUCUUUUGAUAUCUCUCUUCCCAAAAUGAAAAUCAAGGGGCCAAAGGUCAACAUAGAAGGUCCUGAACUUAAAGGAGGCAAGAUUGAAAUGCCAGACAUCGACCUGUCACUCCCAAAAGGCAAGGCUGAUGUUGACCUCAAUAUUGAGGGUCCUGAGGGAAAAGGAGGAAAAUUCAAAAUGCCCAAAUUUGACGUCUCACUUCCAAAGAUGAACCUGCCAGAGGGCAGUCUGGAAAUGCCAAAGGUUGAUUUCUCACUCCCAAAAGGAAAGGUACAGGGAGAUGUUGACAUAGAGGGACAUGGUGGUAAAGGAGGCAAGUUCCAUAUACCCUCGUUUGACAUGUCUCUGCCUAAAAUGAAAGCAAAGGGACCAGAGAUAAAUAUUGAAGGCCAUGAACUUAAGGGGGGAAAUAUUAGCAUGCCAGACAUCGACCUGUCAGUCCCCAAAGGAAAGACUGGCAUCAGUAUUGAGGGUCCUGAGGUAAAAGGACGAAAAUUCAAAGCGCCUAAAUUUGACAUGUCACUUCCCAAGAUGAACCUGCCAGAGGGCAAUGUCAAACUUGAAGGACCAAAGAUAAAGGGAGGAGAGAUCUCAAUGCCAGAUGUUGAUAUUUCAGUUCCUGUGGGAGAAUUGGAGGGAGAUAUAAACUUUGAAGGACCGUCUGGAAAGGGAAAGUAUGAAUUGCCAAAGGUGGACUUAUCUGGUAAAAAGGGUAGUGGGCUCCAUAUGCCAACUCUUGACAUAAAGCUCCCCAAAUUUGAUCUUGACCUUAGCCUUCCAUCUGGUCAUAAAGACAAAAGCCUCAAAGUGAAUGCCUCUGUGCCUGAAGCAUCAGGAGAUUUUAAGAUGUCUGGUCUCAAAGGAGAAAUGAAUCCAGCCAAGGUGAAAAUAAAGUGUGCAGAAAUUGUGACAGGUGGUGUAGAAGCUCCAGGUGCAUCCCUCAAACCUCAUACUGUCAAACUACCAACAGUUGACAUUUCAGCUCCAAAAGUGGAUCUAGACUUUGGCCUCAACAAACCUAAGGGUGAAGAUAUGGAGGUUGAGCUCCUUAAAGCCGAGGGAGGCAGGCCUUCUUCAGGAGGCAGCUUUGAUCUACCUGAUGUCUCCCUCAAAUUCCCAAGUUUCUCUCUUCCAAGGUUUGGUGGAAAGACUAAGAGUGGUGAUUUUGCAAUGUCUGUCCCCAAAGGGGACGUUUCCCUUUCCUCACCGCAAGUGGAAGGAGAGAUAAGGGCACCAUCCGUAGAGUUUGAUGGGGACGGAAAAGUAAAGGUGAAAAAAACUAAAAUUAAAAUGCCUUCAUUUGGUGUAUCCAAAAAGCAUGCAGAUGUAUCUGUGUCUUGUCCUGAUGUGGAUGUUAAAGUAAAAAAGGGGAGAUUCCCCAAGUUUAAAAUACCACCAAAAAGUCAACUCCCAGAGGGAGGGGUUCAUGCUGAGCUUGAGGCAGAUGCUGAAGGAAAAGGUGGCUUCCAUGCCCCCAACGUCACUCUCAAACUACCAAAGUUCUCCAUGCCAGGAUUUGGAAAGCCAAGUGGUAACUUUGAGUCUAAAGCCAAGGUUAAAAUGCCCUCUGUUGAGUUAUCGCUACCUGCAGCUCAUACACCAGACACUGAGGUUCUGUUACCUAAAGCAGAGGUGGAUGUCUCAGAGGCUGAUAUCAGCAGUUAUGAGGGAAGCCUCAAAAUUCCAAAAAUGCCCACAAUUGACAUUUCAAUCCCUAAAGUAGACCUGGAUGUGUCCCUGCCUAGAAUCGAGCAUGAUGCAAAGACUGGUGGAAAAGGAGGCAGAUUCAAGUUGGCUGGAAUCAAGAUGCCUGACAUUGAUCUAUCCCUUCCUAGAGGAAAAGCUGGUGACAUAAAAAUACCAGAUGUCGACAUCUCUCUGCCUAAAGGAAAGAUUGAAGGACCAAAUGUUGAAAUGGAAGAAGGUACAGGAGGAAAAUUCAAAAUGCCUCAGAUAAAAAUGCCCAACAUUGACAUCUCUCUGCCCAAAGGAAAGAUCGAAGGUCCAGACAUUGAAAUGGAGGGAGGUACCAGUGGAAAAUUCAAAAUGCCUCAGAUGAAAAUGCCCAACAUUGACAUUUCUCUGCCUAAAGGAAGGAUUGAGGGUCCAGAGAUGGAAAUUGAAGGCGAAGAUGGAAAGUUUAAGAUGCCACAUCUCAACAUGCCUUCAGUUGACAUUUCACUACCCAAAGGAAAUAUAGAAGGUCCAGGUGUUAAAAUGGGCGGUGGUAAAGGAGGAAAGUUCAAAAUGCCUCACAUGAAAAUGCCAGAUGUUGACAUCUCUCUGCCCAAGGGAAGGAUUGAAAGCCCAGAUGUUGAAAUGGAAGGAGGUACAGGUGGAAAAUUCAAAAUGCCUCAGAUGAAAAUGCCAGAUGUUGACAUCUCUCUGCCCAAGGGAAGGGUUGAGGGUCCAGAGAUGGCUAUAAAGGGAAAAGGUGGUAAAUUCAAGAUGCCACAUCUCAGCAUGCCCUCUGUUGAUGUUACACUUCCUAAAGGAAAGAUUGAAGGUCCAGAUGUAGAAAUGGAAGGAGGUACAGGAGGAAAGUUCAAAAUGCCUCACAUGAAAAUGCCCGGCAUUGACAUCUCUCUGCCCAAAGGAAAGAUUGAAGGUCCAGAUGUUGAAAUGGAAGGAGGUACUGGGGGAAAAUUCAAAAUGCCUCACAUGAAAAUGCCCGGCAUUGACAUCUCUCUGCCCAAAGGAAAGAUUGAAGGACCAGAUGUAGAAAUAGAAGGAGGUACAGGAGGAAAGUUCAAAAUGCCUCACAUGAAAAUGCCCGGCAUUGACAUCUCUCUGCCCAAAGGGAAGAUCGAAGGUCCAGGCAUUGAAAUGGAGGGAGGUGCAGGGGGAAAGUUCAAACUGCCUCAGAUGAAAAUGCCAGAUGUUGACAUCUCUCUGCCCAAAGGAAAGAUCGAGGGUCCAGAUGUUGAAAUUGAAGGAAGUACAGGGGGAAAGUUCAAAAUGCCCCAUAUGAAAAUGCCAGAUAUUGAUAUCUCUCUGCCUAAAGGAAAGAUCGAGAGUCCAGAUGUUGAAAUGGAAGGAGGUACUCGGGGAAAAUUCAAAAUGCCUCAGAUAAAAAUGCCCAACAUCGACAUCUCUCUGCCUAAAGGAAAGAUCGAGAGUCCAGAUCUAGAAAUGGAGGGAGGUACAGGGGGAAAGUUCAAAAUGCCCCAUAUGAAAAUGCCAGAUGUUGACAUCUCUCUGCCUAAAGGAAAGAUUGAGGGUCCAGAUGUUGAAAUGGAAGGAGGUACUCGGGGAAAAUUCAAAAUGCCUCAGAUAAAAAUGCCCAACAUCGACAUCUCUCUGCCUAAAGGAAAGAUCGAGAGUCCAGAUCUAGAAAUGGAGGGAGGUACAGGGGGAAAGUUCAAAAUUCCUCAGAUGAAAAUGCCAGAUGUUGACAUCUCUCUGCCCAAGGGAAGGGUUGAGGAUCCAGAGAUGGCUAUCAAGGGAGAAGGUGGUAAAUUCAAGAUGCCACAUCUCAGCAUGCCCUCUGUUGAUGUCUCACUUCCUAAAGGAAAGAUUGAAGGACUAGAUAUUGAAAAAGAAGGAGGUACUGGAGGCAAAUUUAACAUGCCUCACAUGAAAAUGCCUAACAUCGAUAUCUCUCUGCCCAAAGGAAAGAUUGAGGGUCCAGAGAUGGUAAUUAAAGGUGAAGGUGGAACGUUUAAGAUGCCUGAUUUCAGUAUGCCUUCAGUUGAUAUUUCACUUCCCAAAGGAAGAAUAGGAGGUCCCGGCAUUGAAAUGGAGGGAGGUAACGGUGGAAAAGUGAAAAUGCCUCAUACAAAAAUGCCCAACAUGGAUAUUUCUCUGCCCAAAGGAAGGCUUGAGGGUAGAGAGAUGGAAAUUGAAGGUGAAGGUGGAAAGUUUAAGAUGCAACAUAUAAUCAUGCCUUCAGUUGAUAUUUCACUUCCUAAAGGAACGAUCCAAGGCCCAGAUGUUGAAAUGGAGGGUAGUAAAGGAGGACAGUUCAAAAUGCCUCAUAUGAAAAUGCCAAAUGUUGACAUCUCUCUGCCCAAAGGAAAGAUUGAUGCAUCUGGGAUGGAGAUCAAACAUGAUGGUGGAAAAUACAAGAUGCCACAUUUCACCAUGCCCUCUAUUGGUAUUUCACAUCCCAAAGGAAAGAUUGAAAGUUCAGAUGUUGAACUAAAGGGAAGUGCAGAGGGAAAGAUCAAAAUGCCUAACUGGAAAAUGCCAGAUUUUGACAUCUCUCCGCCAAAAAGAAAAAUUGAAGGCCCUCAGGUCGAAAUAGAGGGAGGUGCAGGUGAAAAUGUUAAGAUGCCUAAUGUUGACAUAUCUAUACCUCAAGGAAAAGCUGAUAUUGUACUUCACAAUAGUAAAAGUAACGAUAUUGAAACAUUGAAUGCAUCCGGUGAAGGGGAGCACAAAGGCCUGAAACUUAAGAUACCUACAAUAGAUAUAAAAUGUCCAAAAGGUGAACUGGAGCUGGAUAUAGGACUUCAUAGAGGAGACGGCAAGAAAGACAGGAAAAAAGUUGAACUACCUGAUUUAGAUCUCAGCACAGCAGGAACCAGCAGUAAAGUAAAGGGCCCUAAAGUCAAAGGAACAAAAUUCCACAUUGGGAUGCCCAAAAAGAAAACUGGUCGAGAUGUAACAGCAGAAGCAAAAAUAUGCAAAAACUGUGGUGAUGAGGAUUUGGGUGGUCAUGUCAAACACAAAUGCAAGAGUAAAGAAAAGUUGAAGUACGAAGUUGAAAUUGAAACACAUAAUGGACAUAAAAAGAACAAAGAUCGUGUUAACAUCCCAGUUCCAGAGGUUAUGUUACCAAGUUUUAGUCUGACAAACAAACAAGGCUCGGCUGUAACAGGGGGAGAGGGUGGCUUCUCGUCAUCCAGAGCAGAAAUGAGAGUGCCCAGGAUUCCAGAUCUAGAUUUUGACAUUGGUACAACACAGGAUGAAGAUGAGGAGAGAACAAAAAAAGACAAAAAAGUCAAAAUCCCUAAGUUUGGGGUCCCAUUACCCUCCAACUCCUCUCCUGAGGGAAGAAUGAAUGUCAUUGGGCCAGAAAUUCAGUAUGAGGGUCCUAAAAUGCCCAAAGUAAAGAAAGCUGUAUUUGUCUUGGUAAAUCCAUCUCAAACAGGUGAGCCCACUGCAGGUGAGACAACAGCUCGGGCUGAAACAGAGGGCAUCAAAGUGAAGUUGCCCAAAAUCAUAAUGAAGCCAAACUUUGGGAAGUCCAAAGAAAAAUCAGCUGCUGUGUCCUUUUCUCCAGGCGAAUCAGGGUCCUUUGAUGUCAAUCGUCAGGGCGAAGGUUCAAGAUCCAAUUUCAAUGGUGAAAAAGAUCCUCACAAAGCCUCUAAGGACGAUAAAGGGACAUUCAGCGGCAAAAUCAAUCUUCCAAAGGUAAAGUUAACAUCUCCAUAUGACAAGAUGGCUGCAGAGGGGGACGACUCUGGUAUGAGUAUGAAACUGGCAAAGGAUUUACCAACAGUACACAUGGAGGAAUACACUAAAGAGCUUCAAGUAAAAUCAGGCAAGAUGGCCUUCUCUGGUUUCAGUGACGAGCUCCCAAAGGAUGUGGUGUCAUCUCAUGCCAGGACAGAAAUGCUGGACAGGGACAGCUCAGAGUCCCCUGCUAGUUUCUCCAUGGAGUUGAGCUCUGCAAAAGUCCAGGCAUGGAGCGAGGUCGAACCUGAAGAAAGAGAGUCUUCCACCUGGUUCAAGGUCCCUAAGUUCACCCUGAAGCCACACUCCACAGGCUUCCUCGAAAUAACCCCAGAGGAUUCUCCUCAGGCCCAGCGGAAGGGGGAGAUGGCAGGCGAGGCUGAUGUCUCAGGUUCUUUCUGCCUUCACACCUCUGGGCUUGACUAUAGCACGCAGGAAAUGUCAGAGGAGCACCAAGUCUCCUCCGCCGAGGAGGGAACUGUCACCAUGGUGACAAAGACCACCAGAGUCACCCGUCAGGUGGUCUCGUCUGAGACACGAACAAGUGAAUCUUCAGCCACCAGUACGACAACUCACAAGGUGUCGGACUUUAAAUACUGAGGGUGCUGUAUUAAUAUCUCAAAUGUAUUUUAAUCAUGUUUUUUGUUUUUGGUGAGGUUGCAGUGUUCUUGUAGCCUAGGCUAAGCCUGCGAUGUGGCAAACCUCGAUUAGGUAAAAGUCUUUAUUUUAUAUUUUAAUUGGUGAGAUAUGAAUGUGAUGAAGAAACAGUUGCAUUUCAUCAAUCGGCAUCAUUGUCGUUAUAAAAGCAACAGAGUAAUAUAUGCUUCCUUUUUCUCAUUUUAAAUGUGACUAUUUUUUGUUACUGUUGUUCGAGUUUUGUUAGUUUAGUUCGUAUUAUUUAUCAGAUUGUGUGUGGUUUGCAAGUUUUCACUCUGAAUGUAAACAUGUCACAUUGCUUGAUUAUUUAUUGUUGUUUGUGUUUUCACAAUGCCCUGGAAUGAGUCAUUUUACUCACAUCAGUAUCAUGGAUUUGACAAUGAUUUGAACCGCAACAGUACAGGCCAGAGUUAUAUUCAUGUAAAUACAAACAUAUCAUUGCUUUAUUGAAGCAGUAUUCCUUCGAUUAAAAUGUAAUUAUUCUCAUAUUCACCAGUCAGGAGUAGAAAUGAUAUAGUUUGACCUAAUAAUAUAACCUGUAUUUUGUCUUGAAGGAAAAGUGUGAGCUUUUUGAGAUUAUAGGUUAUUCUCAUUUGCUGCCAUAGUUUUAUAUUUUAUGCAUUUAGCUGAUGCUGUUACCCAGAGAUAGUCAAGGUGCGUGAGCAGGACACUCUGGACUCUUUUUUUGCUGUGGGGAUCAGACCUGUGACUUCUGGUUGAAGGUUCAAACAUUUACUGUAGGCCACCCUGCUGCUAAUUUAUUUUAUAUUCAUGUUUUUACUGUAGACUGCCAAAAAAAUUACACUGCUGUAUAUUUUGUGUGUUGAGUCUUGGCUUCAAGAUACACAUCCUGACUGGUGCUGAUUUUUUGCAUCUCAUCUGUGAACUAUGUUGAGUUUCAGAACAUCAGUAUCAGGUUUAGAGGAAAUUUGGGGAGCUGUUGGGUGCUUUAACAAAAUCACUGAGACAAGGUCUAAAUGUAAAACUGUCACACAAAAAAGGCCUCCAAUAAUGAUGCUAUUUUCAGGCUGCUACAAUUACAUUUGAAUUAUUGUUCAAAAAGAGUGGAGGUUAAAUUAGAAUUUUGUUGUCUAAACAUUUAGACAUCUAAGUUUCAUUCCCAAAUACAAUAUAGUACCUACCCUUUGAGGGAAAACAGCUUCUGUAAUGAUACUGGCAUAAAAUUAAAAGUUUUGAAAGCUAUCAAUUGUAUCCACAUCUAAUAACCAUUUUCAGUUUCACAGGGUACAAAUACAGAACAACUUUCAAGUUGGAUGAACGCUUUUAGAAAUGGACACUCUUACAUUAACAUAUUUUAUGGAUGUGCCUGUUUUUUUCGAGUGGGAAAGAGAAAAUAGUUUUUUUUAAAGAACGUACAUAAAUAGCGACAAGGUCAAGCUAGCACACACUUAGUAAUUUCUAUUUGUAUUAAGAGUUUUACCUUUCUGAUUUAAUCAAGCCUUGUCAUUUAUUUUGGAUUAUAAAGGGUCACAGUGCCAAGUGUUUUUGUCAAAGCUGCAUUGGAGAGAAUGUUUAAGAUGUCAAUAAAUAAUAAUCAAUAAAAGGAUAUCAUUUUAAA